Messenger RNA from Rhopilema esculentum, 6174 nucleotides. RefSeq lists its product as uncharacterized. NCBI's taxonomy places the organism in Eukaryota, Metazoa, Cnidaria, Scyphozoa, Rhizostomeae, Rhizostomatidae. The record is from RefSeq and is a predicted model, not a curated record. Gene Ontology annotation, molecular function: protein binding; ADP binding.
CCGGUAUAGUAAUAUUUUACAUGCCCUCUUACCCUACAAAGUUCCCCCGCGUAUCUUAAUAUAUCUAACACCUCCUACUAGUUCAUUUACGUAUUGCACGAUAGAUACCGACAAUAACACCGGCAAUUAUUGAUGUUAGUUUGCUAUAUUGUAAUGCUGUUAUAUAAAGUAGAGUAAGGAGAAACAGAGUUAGUUAGAGAGAAGCGUGGUGCUUGCGAAAGGCCACUGCUAUCAAACAUGUAGACACUCACUCGCACGCACACAAAGAACGGUCAUGGAUUGAAAGGCUAAGAUAUAAUUUAAUGGCGUAACAGUGCUUGUGAAAGGCUGUUUAGUACCUAAGUUUCGAUAUUGUGUAAAAGAACGUCUUAGCUUUGGAUGGAAUAAAAGGAAUUGAUUUUGUGUGUCAAAACGUGUCGUUUAUUCGCUCGGUCAAUCGCUCAAACAACGAAUGGUGUCAGAAUUUUUACAAAUAUAUAUCAGCAGCAAGUUUUAUCAUUGUCAAUAGAAAUUUCUAUUGACUAUGAUUUCAUGCUUUUAUCAAAAAGUGAACAGUUGUUGCUAAAAUCUGCGGUACUUCUAUUACAGAUCGAUCCUUUACUUUGUAUCUUUUAUUAAUAUAUCUUUGGUUAACUUCUAUUCAAUAAAUUGUAAAUAUUUGCUGAUUUAAGUACACGAAAAUGAAUUUGAAUUUGUGUGCGGACAGCAAGUUCAUUCGAAAAAGACAAAAACCGUUUGGGCCGCUAACCAAGCACGUGACGUCUAUAGCUGCAAAUAGCCCAGUCAGGAUGGAAUUUGAUUGGUUCAUGGACAAUAAACCAUGUCUCGACCCAUUUCCCAGAUGUACAACAGCAAGCAAAACCAUUUUAGUUCCUCUUGCUUAUGGAAACGUCCAUAGGAUAGGAGCCGUACAUUGCAAUGCGUCGAUGAACUGUUUCCAAUGACAUAGCAAAGAGUAGGGACAAGAUCAGCGAUGGGGACAACAACGAAAGCUAUUGUAGCUUCGUUAAACUAUUCAGCCGACGAAACGAGAACAUACAAUGUCUUUGGGCCUAGUCAGACUGGAUCAAACAAUGUGAUGAACGUUUCUAUCAGUAAUGGAAGAGCCACGGAUAGGGUUUCAGAAACAGAUGAUGAAAUCAAGAAGAUACCUGUGGAAGGAAAAUCAUUUAUUAAACGUGAAAACUACUUUGAUGACCUUUGUUCGGCUACAGAGGAUAACGGCUUUGUUGUGCUGCACGGAACUCCAUGUGUGGGUAAGACUUCCUUGGCAACCAACUUUGUUAAUCGCACAAAAAGCAAGUAUAAUAACAUAAUCUGGAUUGACAUGAGAGAAAUCAAUGUGGCUGGUGCUAUUGGUGAAAUAUAUGAAAGAAUGUUAUUAGAACUGAAUGUUGAUACAAGAUCCUUAGAUCUGAAAUUCUUUAAAAGGGAUUUGGAGACUCAUUUAAGAAGUUUGGAGAGUAGGAAGAAAACAACACUUUUCAUUUUAGAUAAUAUGGAAACAUUUCUUUCAAUCAAAGAUGAUGAGAAUACUGAUCCUCCAAUCAAAGGGCUUUUUUCACUUCUUGAAAAAAAUUCCCCAACUUAUACCAAAGUCAUUGCUAUAUCUAGAUGUCCUGCAGACCAACAUUUCUUUGGUGCAAACAUAAAAAAUUUUGAAAUUAAACCAUUUGAGGAUGACCUCAGUGAAGUAUAUCUCAACAGAUUACUUAAGAGACAAAAUCAGGAUUCCAUUGAUCAGGAAGUCGUUGAUUUAUUAAAAGAGAGGUGUUUCGGAUCUCCAUUGCUCAUGGAAAUCUUUUCGAAACAGAUUAUUGCAGCUAGCUCUUAUGACAGGAAAUGCAUCUUGCAAAAGAUCAAAGAGAACCCUUUAAAAGCUGCUAAAGAGCUGUCACCAUAUUAUAAGAGGAUGAUCAGUAUUUCGUUAAACUUAUUGUCUGAAGAAGAGAAAAAUGCUGCAAAUUUGUUAUGUAUUUUUCCUUCAACAAUACCCUUGCUCCUGGCAGAAAGGUUAUUCCAAAAGAGAGAAAUUGAUAAUCGUUUAAUUUUUCAGCUGAUUGCUAAAGGGAUAAUUAUAAAAAGGAAUGAAAUGAAUGAGCUUUCAAUGCACCCGUUCUUGCAAGAACAUUGUCAGGAGAAAUGCAAAUCGGAAAGACAGAGAAAUCUGAUGUGUCUCCUCAAUAUCUAUUUGGAGACAUUUUUUGAAAAAAGCAAAGAAUCCUUCAAAUGUGACAUGUCUGGAGAAAUUGUUAAAGAGUUCAACAGACUGAUGUCUUCCUUUGAGCAUAUGGUAAACAUUUUAAGAGACAGAAAUAAAAAGGAAUCUUGUGGUUCUUCAAUUAUUAAUUUCAUAGACCGUCAAAACUUUUCCUCAUUCUUCUUAUUUUUAAAGUUUCUCUGGUAUCAAGUUUCAAAAAAAAAGAUAGAAGAUAUCUUUAACUUCUUACUUGAAAAUACUGGAAGUAAAGAGAUGAUAAAAAUUUGUUUGAACGAAUUAAAGUGGAUUGUUCCGUGUUAUUGGGAGCAACAAGACAAGUCUGAAGACUGCAAAGGAGUAGAUGGAUAUGAAUUUGUUGUAUAUGAGCGUAUUAGACUUUCAAAGGAAGUGUAUGAUGAUUUUGUUAAAGGUUUUAAGUACAAACAGACAGAAACCCUCAAAGGGAAGCUUGAAAAAUUGUUAGAAUCUGUAGAAAACUUAGAAAACCACAAACUUAAAGCAUACUAUCUUAUUAAAGUGAAAAAGCUGUUGGCAAAAGUAUACCACAGCAAAAAAGACUUUGCAAAGGCAGAAAGCUAUCUAGAGGAGUGUCUGGAUGUUUCAAAGAAAGCAUUUGGUGUGAGUUUUUGGACUGUUGACUGCUUUGUAGAGUUGAUUAAAAUUUCAAUGAAACAGAAGGACAACAGUAAAGUAAAACAGUAUCUUGACAGUGCAUUUGAGAUGGGACAUAAAGGUGGAUUCACUGAUCAUCACAAAUUUUCUAACGUUUUGGUAAUCAAAAUGCGAUUUCUUCAUUCCAUCAGUGAUGAAGAAAACUUGCAUGAGAUAAGAGAGCUAGGGGAAAAGGUAAUACGCUUGUCAUUAAGUGGAGGAACUAAGCUACUCUGUCAGAGUUUGAAGAGUAUGAUAAUCUCUGAUAAAUCAUAUAUAGAGGAAGCUAUGGAUAUUUUCAAGAAAGUUAAAACCCCAGAUGAAAACUUUGUAGAGAUGGUGGAUGAAACCUCAAGGAUGUACACGUGGUAUAAAUACAACAUCGACAAGAAUUUUUUACAGGACAGACUCAGAACUGGGGUUGACAUUUUGCAAAGGUCUAUUGCACUCCUACAAAACACUAUUGAAAGGCAAGAAUUUUCCCAAGAAUUUGACGGUCCUUCCAUUAAUAAUGCAUUAUUUCGUUGGAACAUGGAACUUGCAAUGAGGCAUGGAGAUGUGCUGCAGCAAAGUCAGAGGAAAGUUCAUGCACAUGAGGCUUUAAAUAUUGCAAAUCUUGAAAAGCUUGAAAAUCAUGUAGAAGACAAAUUAGUGCUUGAGCAGAUAGCAGAACAAGACUACAGUUUAGAGGAAGAGAAGCUGAUUCUCCAGGCCACAUUCCUAGAUAACUUUUUCAGUUGCAUGCCAAAAUGGGCAAAAAAAAGGAAAGAGGGAAAGAAAUAGAUGAGCUCAAAAAAGCUUUGGAGAGUUGCAGUAAUGAGGAACAUGUCAGCUGGGUGAGAGCCAAAAUAUUGUCAACCAUUAUCUGCGUUUCUCCUCUACAAGAGGCUAGCAAGUAUUUAGAAGAACUUGUUGAUAUACUCAAAGUCAUGAAAAAUUAUCUAGUCAAGCCAUUUAAAGUUGUGGAGAACCAUAUUUUACUUCAAUUGAAGAAUGUCCGAGCUGAAGACAAAAUCAAGUACAAGAUAAUGUGUCUUGAUUUUAUUAAAUUACUUGAUACACAAAAUUGUUACCUUGGUGAAGAAAAGGCAGAGUGUUUGCAGUUUUAUUUUAUGGUCCUACUGAUAAAAAAUUUUCCAGAGCCAAGCCAGAGUCAAAUGGACUUUGCAAAGAAGGCAUUAAAAGUUGGUAAUCAGAGAGGUUUGUUCAAGAAAAAGUAUGAAGGAUUGGACACUGAACUUGAAGACAAAAUUUCAAGAGGUGUCGAUCCUCAUUACAAAUCUAAGUAGACAAAACUUUUUCAGUGUUGCACUUGCAAUAUUGGCAUAAAUAUGAACAAGACAUUUUUAUAAACUGAAUUCAAAAGAAACAAUGAGUCUGAGCUUUUCAAGGAUUCUAAACAAUUUUCACGAAAAAUGAUUUCCAAUGAUUACCUUUUCCAAAGGAGAAAUUGAGUAAAUAAAUUUAAAAAAAGUUUCACGAAUGAAUGCAUGAUUUUGUGCGUUAGAAUCUUGUAGAUGUUUGAAUUUUAUUGAGGGGUAAAAGUUAACGGAUGCAGAUGAAUUUUAAAUACAUUUAAGAGUAUGUAUAUAGGUUUACUGAAAGGCAUCCUGAUCUUAAGUUCAUAUAAAUGCAAAGGAAGAAUAAGAUAACUAUCUAAUAUUAGAUAAUCCAAAAACCUAUGUUGUUUAUAAAAGAUGUGGGGAUAAAAAGAGAAUGUUAUCCCUUGAUGAUUUUCUGUCUGUAUUUUAUAAACAGGUUUCUGCAAAUUAUUAGCAUAACUGAUUAGGUGACCUAAUUUGUUUUCAACCCCAUAAAAACUCAAUUAAGCCAAAACGAGGAUUGUAUAUUACUCAAAGUUCUAGAGGAGUCUUAACCAACAGUGCUUUUUAGAAGGGCAUACAAAAAAGGGAGUAACAAGCAAGCAGGCUGCUUGUAAAAUAUGCUUUGACGUGAGAGCGCUUACACUCAUUUUUGUAAUGAACAGGUCGACCUUGAAUACCCCUGUUUCUUAACGCUUUAGAAAAUUUCUAUACUCGUUUUUUCUUAGAGCCUGAUUUUCAUAUAUCACGAUUCAUCGGUGAUGAUCCCUUAAUAGUUUCCUAAUUAUUAUACUGUCAUUACAAGUUUGACCCUUAUGUAGAAUUUUUAUUUAGCCUAAUUUAUGUAGAUAGGCGGCGUUGAUAGAGGGACUGUAGAAAAAAGUAGAAAUAUUCGGAACCGUUUCAGUAGGUGUAUCGUGUAUGUGUACCAAAACAAAGUGAGCUUGUGUAUCGGUACUAUUCUGGGAAGUUAUGCAACAGAAACAGCUUUUGAGAGAUCAUUUAUACAAACGAAAAAUAAUAAGGGCCAAGGCAAGAACCUUGUGGCACUCCUACAUCUAUUAUUGUAGCAUGUGCUUCCCGGAACUGAUUGUUAUUGUAUGUAAUUUAAUAAUGUCAUCGUCUCUAUCUGAAUCUUUGUACUCUGUUGUUUGUACAGUAUGUCUGUUGUUCUGUCUUGAUGUGUUGAUUAACAAACUGUGAUGUUGAAUAGAAUGAUUAGAUCUAGAUUGUAAAGAUCAGUUGUUGGAUUGAAUAUGAACAUAUGAACAUAUGAACUUGUAUUUGUCUUCCUCGCUACAUUAUCUCUAAAGUUGAAUCAACACCAUUGGCCAGUGGCAGUUUUAAGAGGGGUCCAGGGGACCAUGGUCCUAGGUCCCGUGCUUUUGGUAGCCAAAAGGGGCCCACACCUAAGAAAAAAGAUAGAAAUUGUAAAGAACAAGGGCCCCACAGAUGUUUUUGGCCCCGGCCCCCGCAGUCCCUAAAACCGCUGCUGCCAUUGACCCUACAUAACUUUCUUCGAUUGGAAAAUUAAGAUUGAAACUAUGACAGUUCACAAUUUUGAACUUCAUAUUGCUCAAGUUUCCUACAAAGAAUGUCAUGGUAAACGGUAACAAAGGCCUUCUCCAAAUCAAUAGAUACCAAACAUGAAAAAGCUUUCCAACAACCAAACCAUUGUACCAAUCGUUGGUGUUUUGAGGAGACAAGUUAAGGUGGAAUAAAGUUUUAUGAAACCAGACUGGUCUGAAUAGAAGAGGCUAUUUUCUCCAAAAAAUUGGUACAAAAUUAUUUCAAAGUUUUUAGUUUUGUAAACUUUAGACUUCCAUUGUUAUUAGGAUUUAAAUUUAGCUCUUUGGUGAUGAUAUAUCCGUUUGUAAUUAGUUUAGUUUGAUAAUUAUUUUUCUCAAAGAAAUUUUAUGCUGAAGGGCAACCCUCCCUAAAGAAUUCGAAUGAAUGGAUAAAUGAGUUGUGCUCAUGUUG